Molecule: messenger RNA, 1146 nt
Organism: Gossypium raimondii (Peruvian cotton)
Lineage: Eukaryota; Viridiplantae; Streptophyta; Magnoliopsida; Malvales; Malvaceae
Exons: 2
Coding region: 1-1146 (381 amino acids)
Source: RefSeq, a predicted model, not a curated record
AUGGUAAACAGGUUUGAAGUUGAACAAAAUACUUUAGGGGGAGAUUUUGAAGGAGAAGCGUCUGACUUAGAUGAUAGUUCAUAUAAAGCUUAUGAGUCAGGUACUUCUUAUUCUGAUUCUUUUGAGUCUGAUGGUGAUAGGGUAGAUGAACCAGAGGUUGAACUAGUAGGUGAAAUGAUACAGAAGGAGUUAGACCACUUACUAGAUUCAAGUUUUUGGAGUUUAGAAGAUGAUUUUGAUAGUAGCAGUGAUCAUGAUUUGAAUAAUGACAUGGAUUAUGAUAAAUAUGGGAAUAAAAAGUACCCUCUAUUCAAUCCUCAAACUGAUAUGAGGAACCCUAUAUUGAUAAAGGGUUUGGUUUUCCCUAGUAGAGACAUUUUAAAAGAUGCAGUUAAACAGUAUGGGAGGAUAAAUAGGGUAGUAACCAAACUAACUAGGAAUGACAAGCUUAGGGUGAAAGCAGUCUGUGCACCUAGUUGUCCAUGGACGUUAUGGGCAUCCAAGUUAAAUCCCAAGGAUCCAAUGGAUGGGAGUUGGCAAAUUAAGACCUUAGUCAACCACCAUAAGUGUAGCAAGGUAAUGAAAAAUAAGAAUAUUACUUCAAAGUGGAUGGCUAGACAUUAUUUACACAAAUUUCAAGUUGAUCCCAAUUAUUCCUUAACAUCCUUACAAAAUGAUAUUAGGGUGGAUUUUGGAACAAUAGUGUCUCGGACUAAAUGUAUGAGGGCUAAGAUUAGGGCUCUAGAACUAGUUCAAGGGAAUCACAAAGCUCAAUAUGCCAAUAUAUAUGAUUAUUUACUUGAGUUAAGGAGAAGCAACCCUGGUACAACAACCAUCUGUAAAUUAGACUGUAGGCUAUUUCAGAGGCUUUAUGUAUGCCUUGAAGCAUGCAAAUCAGGUUGGUUAACUGGUUGUAGGAGAAUUUUAGGGUUAGAUGGGUGUUGGCUGAAGGGAUAUUAUGGUGGACAUUUGCUUGCUGCUGUUGGGGUUAAUGCCAAUGAUUGUAUAUAUCCAGUGGCUUUUGCUGUAGUUGAGAGUGAAAACAAACAAUCAUGGUUUUGGUUCCUCGAGUUGUUACAGAGAGAUUUAGAGAUCGACAACUCCUACAAUAUAUGUUUCAUGUUUGACAAACAAAAGGUACUAUAA